Molecule: messenger RNA, 740 nt
Organism: Meleagris gallopavo (turkey)
Lineage: Eukaryota; Metazoa; Chordata; Aves; Galliformes; Phasianidae
Source: RefSeq, a predicted model, not a curated record
UGGGCCAUUUCUUUCAUCAGCUGGCCCCAGAAAACACUGAGAUGUCAUUUCAGAAGACAAUUGAACAUGGUGCAGAUGGUCUUGAAACAGAUGUCACCAUUAGCUACGAUGGUGUUCCUUUUCUCAUGCAUGACAGCACCUUGAGCAGGACAACCAACAUCAAAGAGGUCUAUCCCAAUGACACUGCUCAAAAUGCAGCAUUGUUCUCCUGGGAUGCCCUGAAGGAGUUGAAUGCCGGAGCAUGGUUCCUAAAGGACAAACCUUUUUCAUGCAUGGGUUCCCUGUCAAGGGCAGAUCAAAACCAGGCAAUGAAUCAGUCAAUUUACAAGCUAAGUAAUUUCUUACGCCUCGCAGACAGUCAGAAUAAACUUGUGAUAUUUGAUCUCUACCGUCCUCCAGAGAAACAUCCUUACAGGAAUUCAUGGAUCAACAGAACCCUGGAAGUCAUCCUCAACGAGUCGGGGAUCAGACCCCACCUGGUCCUGUGGCUGGAGAAUGACAUGAGGUCCUUUGUUCAGUCUGUUGCUCCUGGCUUCCAGCAGACCAUGGGCAGUAAGGCCCCGGUUGAAGACCUGUUGAUGGAUAAUAUUGUCAAACUCAACCUGGCCUACACCGAAAUGUCCAGUGAAGAUAUUCGGUACGUUGCAGUUUCAGCCCCAAGAGCAGUCUGCGUGCUGACUAGAGAACGUUUGCUUCGUGUGUGUGGCAAUGUCUCCCUCCAGUGACCAACUCUGGGAUCG